Molecule: messenger RNA, 492 nt
Organism: Orbilia oligospora ATCC 24927
Lineage: Eukaryota; Fungi; Ascomycota; Orbiliomycetes; Orbiliales; Orbiliaceae
Exons: 2
Coding region: 1-492 (163 amino acids)
Biological process (GO): carbohydrate metabolic process
Molecular function (GO): hydrolase activity, hydrolyzing O-glycosyl compounds
Source: RefSeq, a predicted model, not a curated record
AUGCAUCGAGUUGUUCUUGCCCUGUUGGCGGCGUCUCCAGCGCUCGCUCAAAUCCCUGGUAGUCUCACUCCAGAAGUUCACCCACUUCUUCCUAUUCAAACCUGUGCUACCGGCCGCGGUUGCAAAACCAUCAACACGAAGGUUGUCUUGGACUCGCAAUACCGAUGGCACCACGUGAAAGGAGGAUAUGACCCGUGUGUCAACAACGGUGUUUUCAAUGCUGCCACAUGCAAGAAAGCAGACGAAUGCGCGGCCAAUUGCGAAGUCGAAGGUGUCAACUACGCUAGUUACGGUAUUAGCACAUCCGGAAAUGCCUUGACCCUUCAGCUUUUCAAUCCAACUGGUGGCUUGGCAUCACCCCGUGUUUAUCUUCUUAAAGAGGAUGCGCAAACUUAUUAUAAGUUCCGCAUGCUAAACAAGGAGUUCACUUAUGAUGUCGAUGUUUCGAAUCUUCCUUGCGGAACAAAUGGAGCCCUCGUUAGUACCUUUUAA